Molecule: messenger RNA, 903 nt
Organism: Cyphellophora europaea CBS 101466
Lineage: Eukaryota; Fungi; Ascomycota; Eurotiomycetes; Chaetothyriales; Cyphellophoraceae
Exons: 3
Coding region: 1-903 (300 amino acids)
Molecular function (GO): oxidoreductase activity
Source: RefSeq, a predicted model, not a curated record
AUGGCAUCAGCAGCAGUCCAUCAAUCCACCGGCGCCCACACAACGUCGUUCGAGCCGCUCACCACAGUGCAGAGCGGCGUGACCAAGCACCAUGUUCAUACCCACCUGAACUACUAUAAGCCCAACGAGGAUGGCAGCCCGCCCGCGCCCGCGUAUGUCGGCAAGCCUGAGUCUUACGAGCGGCCUGUGCAACCCACCGACGUAACCGUCCAUGACAUCCGCGGCGAGUCCGACAAGUAUACACUUGACGGCCAAGGCUUCCAGAUCUACAACUUCCCCUCGUCUGAGAAGGACUUCUCGGAUGACGACAAGAUCAAGGCCGAGUACUACCCUGAGACGGAGCGUCUCCUGAAGGAAGCCACCGGCGCCAGCCGCGUCUUCAUCUUCGACCACACCAUCCGGCGCGCGCCCUCGGACCAACGCACCGGUGGGCCCAACCCGAUCCGCGGCCCCGUCAACCGCGUGCACAUCGACCAGUCCUACAGCGCAUCGCGCUCCCGCGUGCCGCACCACCUGCCCUCGCUCGCGGACCAGCUUCUCACCACGCGCCACCAGAUCAUCAACGUGUGGCGGCCCAUCAAGCGCAUCCUCAAAGACCCCCUCGCCGUCGCCGACGCGCACUCGGUGCCGGAGACGGACCUCGUGCCCGUCGGCCUCAUCUACCCGAACCGCCGGGGCGAGACCUUGUCGGUGCUGCCCAACGAGAAUCACCGGUGGCACUACCUGUACGGCCAGGAGCCGCAGGAGGUGCUGCUCAUCAAGUGCUACGAUAGCAAGUUGGAUGGGCGCGCAAGGCGCGUGCCGCACACGGCGUUCACGAACCCGGAGACCGAGGGCGAGGAGGCCCGGGAGAGUAUUGAGGUCAGGUGUUUGGUGUUUCAUGAGGAUGAGCCGGCCGAGUGA